UUCUUUCGGCACUAACGACGCAUUCGGAGUCAAAGGAGUAGUCGCUUGCAUUGCCCAUCGAAAAGAAUCUCAACGACCUCCCGAAUUCUUCGAAACAGUUCAACAUGAUAGCGAUAACAUGGUGCCUUCUUGUGGCCGCAUCGUUGUCAAUGGUUGAUUCCAGAGCGGCUGGAGGCAUCGAGGCAUAUUUUAGACACAUCGAUGAAAAAUCUAUCGCCAAAAGUGGUACAGUUCUCGGUAACAUGGAUGAUGAGAACGAUUGUGGAGGCUCCUUGCAUGCAGCAGAAAGCAGGAGCGACAUUGUAACGGCCGAGACUGGGCAACUCAGCAACGAAUAUAUAAGCCUAGAAGACCUAAGUGAUUUUCUCGAGGCCAGAUUUGCCGAAAAUAGGAAAACUAUUGAGGAAUUUUCGGAUAGCGAUCAAGGAAACUGGUACAUUGUAAAUAUCGAUGAUGAAGACCAACAUCCUGCUGAUAGUUUUGAAGAAAACUUGUUCGCAGCUGGUGAAUCCAAAGAGAACAGCAAUGCCGAUGUGUUCACAAACAAAUAUCCAGAUAACAAGAAAUCUUACAAAGCUGAAAAUCAUCCUACUGAUCACAGCAAUUAUGAUUCAUCGAUUUUUGGGUCUUCAAAAAAAUACGAUGAUUAUGUACAAUUCAAAAUGCAUAACCACGAGGACAAACAUCCAUCCAAAAUAAAUGAAGAUUAUAACACGCCAAUCUAUUACUACAAUAAAGCCGAUAAUCCUGCUGACAACCUCCCAGCAAAAAAACGAACCGCAUAUUCCAGUAGCAUAAUAUCUAAUAAUGAUCGAGUUAAUGCCUUUAAUAGGAGGGUAUACUCCGAAAACACGGACACCAAACCUUCUGCUACCCAAAACUCUGCUAGGGGGCGAACAGUAGCCCGACAAUUCGACGAUGAUGGCGAUUUCCCAGAGUUCGACUACGACGCUAGCUCUGGCAAUAGCGAUGGCCGUUUUGAAAAUAACUAUGAUGGUGACUACUUCGGUUCAAGUGAUGCCGAUAAUGGUGCAAAUGAUGCGUACGACUACGACUACAGCAACAGCCAGGGCAGUGGUGAUCAUUCUUUUGACUUCUCCAAUCCGGCUUUCGGAUUUUCCCGCCAUGGAAGUCUCGUUAAUCCCUUAAAAGUCUAGCUAAUGUAUCAUUUAAACGCUUGUCUCCCUUUUGAUGCCGUUGCAAUGUACGGCACUUCUUUCACAUUCUCAUACACGUGCAAUCAACUCAGGUUCCUACACCUUCUGCUGCACUUGCAACAUACUUAAGAUUCCAACCCGUUUGGUUCCAUUUGCAAUCUACUCGCUCUUCUAAACUUCAUUCUGCUGCUUAGUCAGUCGUGCUCAUUCACUAUGUGUGUACCCCAGUCACUGACAAAUACUUAUUGUUUUAAAUUCAAUUUCUGCCUCAUUUAAUUUCCUUAAUUUUGACUAACUUUGUUUUCAGGAAGUAGUGUUAAAACUUUGUCAAUUUGUGCUUCAUGAGUUAAACAUAUCGAAUUUAAAAUAGCGAUAGUUUUUGUCAUGGGGUCAAUUUUGCUUUACAGAAAGAGAUCAUCAUAUAAGUAUUUAAUGUACAAUAUCCUGAACUGUUUUUUAUAUUUUAUUUGGUUAUAAAUUGUCAAUUAUUUGAAGAACCCAGGAAAUAUGUAAUCAGAAUAGUACAAAGAUAAUUUCAAUUGUCAACAUUGGCCUGUGUUCCUUUGCAAAGUCAUGCGUUCUAAAUUCUAUCUUUUCAGUGCGCUCGUUUCACUUUUAUUAUUUGUUUCUCCUUUGCAAGAUUUAAGAGAAAGCUCAGGUACGACUUUCAUACAACGUCAUCCGAAAUGGAAAACUUCCAAUGCAAUAUAUUCAUAAAUACAUUACAUUUCAAAGUUUAGAGGGGAAUUAAUUAGCAUAUGUUUCUUUAUAUUAAUAUGCACUACAAAUCUCCGUUCUUAUAGGGCUUUAUAAUUCUUUGAUUAUUCUGUGAUUAAGAAUCAUUUUGACAUUUUUGUGUGUGGCAGGAUCGUUGAUGGUUAAUAAAUGUUACGUAUUAUGUGA
Messenger RNA from Hyalella azteca, 2060 nucleotides. Its product is annotated as TBC1 domain family member 5 homolog A. Bases 105 to 1157 code for a protein of 350 amino acids. Lineage: Eukaryota; Metazoa; Arthropoda; Malacostraca; Amphipoda; Hyalellidae. The record is from RefSeq and is a predicted model, not a curated record. The transcript has 2 exons.